ACAGAGUUUUCAGUCACUGCUGAGUUAGCGCCUACCUCAUCAUGGAACAUUUCAAGUGAGCUGGACAAAGAUUCUUACCUGACUCUUGACGAACCAAUGAAUAACAUCACCACAUCCCUGGGGCAGACAGCAGAACUGCACUGCAAAGUGUCUGGAAAUCCACCUCCCACCAUCCGCUGGUUCAAAAAUGAUGCACCUGUGGUCCAAGAGCCCCGGAGAAUCUCCUUCCGGGCAACCAGUUAUGGCUCUCGACUCCGGAUUAGAAACCUAGACACCACAGACACUGGCUACUUUCAGUGUGUGGCAACAAACGGCAAGAAGGUGGUCUCUACUACUGGAGUCUUGUUUGUCAAGUUUGGUCCCCCUCCCACUGCAAGUCCAGGAUCCUCAGAUGAGUAUGAAGAAGAUGGAUUCUGUCAGCCAUACCGAGGAAUUGCGUGUGCUCGAUUUAUUGGCAACCGUACUGUUUAUAUGGAGUCUUUGCACAUGCAAGGGGAAAUAGAAAAUCAGAUCACAGCUGCCUUCACCAUGAUUGGCACCUCCAGUCACUUAUCUGAUAAGUGUUCCCAGUUUGCCAUUCCUUCCCUGUGCCACUACGCCUUCCCCUACUGUGACGAGACCUCAUCCAUCCCCAAGCCCCGCGAUUUGUGUCGGGAUGAAUGUGAGAUCCUGGAAAAUGUCCUGUGUCAAACAGAGUACAUUUUUGCAAGAUCCAAUCCUAUGAUUUUGAUGAGGUUAAAACUACCAAACUGUGAGGAUCUUCCUCAGCCAGAGAGCCCAGAAGCUGCAAACUGUAUCCGGAUUGGAAUUCCCAUGGCAGAUCCUAUAAAUAAAAAUCAUAAGUGUUAUAACAGCACAGGUGUUGACUACCGGGGAACCGUCAGUGUGACAAAAUCGGGGCGCCAGUGCCAACCAUGGAAUUCCCAGUACCCCCACAUGCACACCUUCACUGCCCUGCGCUUCCCAGAGCUGAAUGGAGGCCACUCCUACUGCCGCAACCCAGGGAAUCAGAAGGAAGCUCCCUGGUGCUUUACCUUGGAUGAAAACUUUAAGUCUGACCUGUGUGACAUCCCCGAAUGUGAUUCAAAGGAUUCCAAGGAGAAAAAUAAAAUGGAAAUUUUGUACAUUCUGGUGCCAAGUGUAGCCAUUCCCCUGGCUAUUGCUUUCCUCUUCUUCUUCAUCUGUGUCUGCCGCAAUAACCAGAAGUCCUCGUCACCACCAGUCCAGAGGCAACCGAAACAUGUCAGAGGCCAAAAUGUAGAGAUGUCGAUGCUGAAUGCAUAUAAACCCAAGAGCAAAGCUAAAGAGCUGCCACUGUCUGCUGUACGGUUUAUGGAAGAGUUGGGUGAAUGCACCUUUGGAAAAAUCUAUAAGGGCCAUCUCUAUCUCCCAGGCAUGGACCAUGCACAGCUGGUUGCUAUCAAGACCUUGAAAGACUAUAACAACCCCCAACAAUGGACAGAAUUUCAACAGGAAGCCUCUCUGAUGGCUGAACUGCACCACCCUAAUAUCGUCUGCCUUCUGGGUGCUGUCACUCAGGAACAACCCGUGUGUAUGCUUUUUGAGUAUAUGAAUCAGGGGGAUCUCCACGAGUUCCUCAUCAUGCGCUCCCCACACUCGGAUGUGGGCUGUAGCAGCGAUGAGGAUGGGACUGUAAAGUCCAGCUUGGAUCAUGGAGAUUUCCUGCACAUUGCGAUUCAGAUCGCAGCUGGCAUGGAAUACUUGUCUAGCCAUUUCUUUGUGCACAAAGACCUUGCAGCUCGCAAUAUAUUAAUAGGAGAGCAACUUCAUGUGAAGAUUUCAGACCUUGGGCUAUCCAGAGAAAUUUACUCUGCUGAUUACUAUCGGGUACAGAGUAAGUCCUUGCUGCCCAUUCGUUGGAUGCCGCCUGAGGCCAUCAUGUAUGGCAAAUUCUCUUCGGAUUCCGAUAUCUGGUCCUUUGGGGUGGUCUUGUGGGAGAUUUUCAGCUUUGGACUCCAGCCAUACUAUGGAUUUAGUAACCAGGAAGUGAUCGAGAUGGUGAGGAAGCGACAGCUCUUACCGUGCUCGGAAGACUGCCCGCCCCGAAUGUACAGCCUCAUGACCGAAUGCUGGAAUGAGAUCCCUUCCAGGAGACCGAGAUUUAAAGAUAUUCACAUCCGCCUUCGGUCCUGGGAGGGUCUCUCCAGUCACACCAGCUCUACUACUCCUUCAGGGGGAAACGCCACCACUCAGACAACCUCCCUCAGCGCCAGCCCAGUGAGUAAUCUCAGCAACCCCAGAUUUCCCAAUUACAUGUUCCCGAGCCAGGGUAUCCCACCGCAGGGCCAGAUCGCUGGUUUCAUUGGCCCACCAAUACCUCAGAACCAGCGCUUCAUCCCUAUCAACGGAUACCCAAUACCUCCAGGAUAUGCAGCUUUUCCAGCCGCCCAUUACCAGCCAGCAGGUCCUCCCAGGGUGAUUCAGCAUUGUCCUCCUCCCAAGAGUCGGUCACCCAGCAGUGCCAGUGGGUCAACCAGCACUGGUCACGUGACCAGCUUGCCCUCAUCAGGCUCCAACCAGGAAGCAAACAUCCCGUUAUUACCACAUAUGUCAAUUCCAAAUCAUCCUGGUGGAAUGGGCAUCACUGUCUUUGGCAACAAAUCUCAAAAACCCUACAAAGUAGACUCAAAGCAACCAUCCUUGCUAGGAGACUCUAAUAUUCAUGGGCACACUGAAUCUAUGAUUUCUGCAGAAUUGUAGAAGGUGCAACUUGUACAAAUUUGGUAGACAGAACAGGUUGGAGAACCGUAGAAAAGAUUUAUAUGCAAUUUUUUUUUAUUAAAGUAAGGUUCUCACUUAGACAUUACAACAGUAUCUUCUGUGAAGUUUAACUGUGCAAGCAAGAAGAGACACCAGACAGGAUAAGAACACACCAUGGGGUGCAUUGGGAUCAGCACUAAAAACUGCAAACCAGUGAAAAAGAAAAGAACCUUGUGAUUAACUAUCAAACCAAAAAGAAAAAUCAAAUGGUGCAUUGUGUAUUUGCCUUUGGUCACCAUGACUGUUUUUCCCCCCUAAAAUGUAUAUACCGUAGCAUUUGUCUACCUGCUGUCUUUUUCUUCAGGACAAAUGUUCAGGAAUUAAUGUUGAUUCCAUUGAGACUCUAUGCAUGUAUGAAUGGAAGUGAUGUUCAAGGAAGAUACUUUAGGCCA
Dipodomys ordii (Ord's kangaroo rat) is the source of this 3173-nucleotide messenger RNA. RefSeq names its product receptor tyrosine kinase-like orphan receptor 1 (gene Ror1). Gene Ontology annotation, molecular function: ATP binding; protein kinase activity; protein binding. Lineage: Eukaryota; Metazoa; Chordata; Mammalia; Rodentia; Heteromyidae. The transcript has 8 exons. Gene Ontology annotation, cellular component: signaling receptor complex. Bases 97 to 2721 code for a protein of 874 amino acids. The record is from RefSeq and is a predicted model, not a curated record. Gene Ontology annotation, biological process: multicellular organism development; protein phosphorylation; positive regulation of kinase activity.